AUGUCGCGUAGGUACGACUCAAGGACGACGACCUUCUCGCCUGAAGGUCGACUGUACCAGGUCGAAUAUGCCAUGGAAGCUAUUUCACAUGCCGGUACGGUGCUUGGCAUUCUCGCAAGUGAUGGCGUCGUGCUGGCAGCUGAGAAGAAGGUGACGAGCAAGCUGCUCGAGCAGGAUAAGAGUAGCGAGAAGAUUUUUCAGCUUAGCGGAAACGUGCUCUCAGGCGUUGCAGGCAUGACUGCCGAUGCAAACUCGCUCGUAAACUAUGCGCGGAAUGCCGCCCAAAAGUAUCUGUUAUCGUAUGACGAAGACAUUCCUGUUGAACAGCUUGUGCAGCGGCUGUGUGACUUGAAGCAGGGCUAUACACAGUUUGGUGGUCUGCGUCCAUUUGGCGUAUCGCUACUGUACGCCGGAUACGAUGCUCACCACGCAUUCCAGCUAUACCAAUCGGACCCAUCCGGCAACUACUCAGGCUGGAAAGCUACGUGCAUUGGCAUGAACAAUGGCACAGCUACGAGUCUUCUGAAGCAAGAAUACAAAGAUACUAUGACAGUCAAGGAUGCCUUGGGCCUGGCAGCACGUGUGCUUAGCAAAACUAUGGACACGACGUCGAUGGAAAGUGACAAGCUGGAAUUCGCCGUACUCAAACGGAAUGAGCGUACAGAUGAGCCACAGCCAUAUAUUUUGUCACCUAGUGAUAUUGACCGUGUUUUACAGCUACACAACCUUGCAAAGCCCGCAGAUGACGCUUCCAUGGCCGUAGAUGCAUAG
Messenger RNA from Malassezia globosa CBS 7966, 771 nucleotides. RefSeq lists its product as uncharacterized. The transcript is spliced from 2 exons. Gene Ontology annotation, cellular component: proteasome core complex, alpha-subunit complex; proteasome core complex; nucleus. The record is from RefSeq and is a predicted model, not a curated record. Gene Ontology annotation, biological process: proteasomal protein catabolic process; ubiquitin-dependent protein catabolic process. The coding region runs from base 1 to 771 and encodes 256 amino acids. NCBI's taxonomy places the organism in Eukaryota, Fungi, Basidiomycota, Malasseziomycetes, Malasseziales, Malasseziaceae.